AUGAUCGUUAGACAACUUCCGCGUUUGUGUCGCUCGCUUUCUACUGAAGUCUACCACCUUCCUUCACCUUCUACUUCUAUUAUUCCUCUUGUCGCCCGUGAAGUCGAAACUCAGCCCAUUCCAAAUGGCGCCCGUUCAAUAUCGCUAGCGCAUCCGAAGGAUCCAGCGGCUCAAUUACCACACUCGUUAUCGGACUCCCUGUCUUCAUCAAAGUCACAACCGCCACCACCUCCACCUCCAACGACAACACCGACCAUGGAUUCGGCACUUUCUCAGGUCGAAUCACCGAGCGUGCCAUCUAAAGUUGAAUCAAAGGGUCCAGUGUACUCCCAACCACCAUUUCAUACACACGCGUUCUUCACGGUCCUAGAGAAGACAUUUCCGACGCCUACAGCACGAGGUCUCAUGCGUGCAACUCGCGCCUUACUCGUUGAUCGCGUAGGCCGUGUCAGACGGGAGGGCUUGACUGCUAAGACUUGGACAAUGUAUGUCGCUCAAGCGUACCUUUUCCGUGCCGCCCUCUCCGAGCUCCGGUCGGAGAUCACAAUGACCACUAAGAACGACGUAACCGCAAUGAAGACAUCCGGUACAGUGCUGAGAAGAGAGGUAGAUAAACUAGAUGUUAAGAUGAAGGAAGACCUUGGGUUCCUCAAACAUGAGAUCCAGAUGGAGCUUGAUAGUCGGAAGAAUGAGGUCAAGGAGCAGUUCAAACGGCAAGACAUUUCCGUCGAGGAGAUGCUGAACAAGUUUAUUGUUGAAAUCAGCACCCUUCGAACAGUAGUGGAAGAGGUUAAAUGGGAUAACACACGGCGCGCUGUACUAACACUGUUCGGAUUCGUUGCGGUCAUACUAACGUUUAUGGAACUUCGACCCAAGCCACCCCCAACGCCGCCUGCUCCUUCAUCACGACAACAAGUCCAUAUACCCCCUCCACGAUCUCCCAAUCCUGUGUAUGAAACGGGCGAUGGGCUGGAGAAGAUUGACUGGGUCACAUAG
Messenger RNA from Desarmillaria tabescens, 996 nucleotides. RefSeq lists its product as uncharacterized. The record is from RefSeq and is a predicted model, not a curated record. NCBI's taxonomy places the organism in Eukaryota, Fungi, Basidiomycota, Agaricomycetes, Agaricales, Physalacriaceae. Gene Ontology annotation, cellular component: mitochondrion. Bases 1 to 996 code for a protein of 331 amino acids. The transcript is spliced from 4 exons.